Messenger RNA from Aspergillus costaricaensis CBS 115574, 1034 nucleotides. RefSeq lists its product as uncharacterized. The transcript has 2 exons. The coding region runs from base 1 to 870 and encodes 289 amino acids. The record is from RefSeq and is a predicted model, not a curated record. NCBI's taxonomy places the organism in Eukaryota, Fungi, Ascomycota, Eurotiomycetes, Eurotiales, Aspergillaceae.
AUGGAACACCCGCCUCCAUCUCAUUACGAUGAGUUAUCCCCUCCUUCCUCGGUAGCGGGCCAGAUCUGGGACAUGGCGCUCACGGACCCCGACUAUGCCUCCCAUAUCCUCGACUCCAACAACACCGCCGCUCCCGUCUCCGCGCGUCUCACAAGACUAGCCCAUCUGGCAUCCCACUUCAAUCCGACCUCCAAAUCCGACUCCAUGACCCUUCAUCACUGUCUCGAGACCCUCGAGUCCCUGCUGGACCCACGCCCAGCCUUGACGCAAGAGCUCGCCCGAUGCCGUCCUAUAAGCCAUUCCCGACAGUCCAACUCCAUCGCUUCCAUCUCCACGACCGACUCCCAAGAUUUGGGCAAUUCUGUCGCUUCGCUCGAAGAGAUGUCACACCCUCCUCUCAAGGAUAUCUUGAGAGAGGUUACGACACUCAAAGUGGAAUUCGACCGUCGUCGCAAGGAGUCGUCCGAGAUAUAUGAGUUGCUCACACGAGAACGCGAAACACUAGCCCGGAAGAUCGGCGAACUAGAUGAUGAAAUUCACGAACUAAAUACAGACAUCCUCGAAGACACCGCUGAGCGGGAAGCGAUCCAAGGCACGAUACGAGGGCUCGAGAGUUGGGUGGAUGAAUGGCACAAACAGCGCCUAUUGAUUGCCGCUAAGAAACAGAAUGCUGCCUCACGGCGAAAUGGCCAACGAAGAUGGGCGAAAUGCAAAGUCGAAGAGGUCGAGGGCGACGGCGAAGCCCUGUUCGAGGGAAUAACGGCAUGGAUGCGAGGAUGGAAGGACGUCGAGGAGGUUUUUCGCAUCCGAGAGCAGAAUCGCACUUUGAGAAGGGAAGAAAGACAGAAGACACGGGCAAAAUACGUAUGAAAUGAAUUUUCGGCAGGAAUGGGACGCUGGUCGAUGAGGACGAAGGCGGGAAUGAGAUAUUGUGAUUGGGUAUCAAACGUAUCAUCCCACACCGCAGCGGAUGAGAAGGCUGCUGAAUCAUUCGCCUGAAGACCGAGCUUAGGGCGAUCACUGAUCGAUCUGUC